AUGGCGAUUUUAGGUUACAAAAUGUUCGGAUCGGAGCUGCAAUCUCAGAUCACGUUGAACCUUCCGAUGAAUAAAUUGAGCUCAAAAGUGGCUAUCUUCACCGCUCUGCUCAAUCCCAUUGCCAAAUACGCACUGAUGCUGAAGCACAUCGUUGAUGCAGUUGAGAGAGGCAGUGUCUGGCGGCGGUCGUUGGCACGAGUCGCGUUGAUCGGCGGCAGCGUGUUCAUGGCCCUAACGGUGCCGUUUUUCGGAUACCUAAUGUCGAUGGUGGGAGCGUUUUUGAGCGUCACUGCUUCGAUACUGCUCCCAUGUUUUUGCUACUUGAAGAUUUGUGGGAGUUCUAAUUGUAGUAGGAAGUUGAGCUGUGAAAAUGUGGUUAUAGGCUUAUAG
Salvia miltiorrhiza (redroot sage) is the source of this 390-nucleotide messenger RNA. Its product is annotated as amino acid transporter AVT1I-like. The transcript has a single exon. The coding region runs from base 1 to 390 and encodes 129 amino acids. The record is from RefSeq and is a predicted model, not a curated record. Gene Ontology annotation, cellular component: plasma membrane. Lineage: Eukaryota; Viridiplantae; Streptophyta; Magnoliopsida; Lamiales; Lamiaceae.